CCUACUCCACUAUUCUGCCAACACUGUUUUUCUAUCACUUUCUCUUCAGUCCCUCUCUAUAAAAUUCCAGUACUCAUCCUCCAACCCCACUUUGGCCCUUUCUAUAGAGAUCAAAACAACAAACAUCAUGGUAGGACAGUUGACAACAACCAAACCAAGUCGAAGCGACGAGGUCUUAGAUGCCAAUGAACAAAUCAGAAUCACAAAUCAAAUCAAAGCUCAAUUCGAAUCUUUAACACCUAAACGACCCAUCAAACCCAACAGAAGCGAACCCGAAACACAACACCCCCUCAACUCCUCCACUCUCUCUUCACACAACAUACCAGAGCUUGAAAAACUUCAAUCUCUUCAAUCUAACUCUCAAGCUUUUCAUCCCUCGCAGGGAGUAGUUGAUGCAGAAAAUGAAUUUGUGGAAACUCAGUAUUACAAGGAGUUGUUGUCUAUUGACAAACAGCAUCAUGCGACAGGAAGUGGGUUUAUAAAAGCGGUUAGAGAAGGAGGUGAAAGUGGAUAUGAGAUUCAGUUACCUGUAAGCCAAGUUGAUGUUGGUGAAAUACAAGUUAGAGGCUAUAAAAGUAACCCUGCCACAAAUGACUGGGUUCCCAACCUUGAUCAACUUCAUCAUCAGGAUUUCAUCUCGUCGAAGCCGAACAGGAGCGAGAGCUCCUAGAUCUGUCUAGCUCUGUUUGAUGUUUGAUGUUUGGUGUUUGUUUGUUGGAGAUGGUCACAGUUGUAAUUUGGUGGGUGGGACUACAAUUUUUGUUGUAGGACAUACUCUAUUUUAUUAAUAUUACUAUAAUAAUAAUAAUAUGAAGGAGUUUUGUAUAA
Vicia villosa (hairy vetch) is the source of this 828-nucleotide messenger RNA. RefSeq lists its product as uncharacterized. The coding region runs from base 128 to 670 and encodes 180 amino acids. The transcript has 3 exons. Lineage: Eukaryota; Viridiplantae; Streptophyta; Magnoliopsida; Fabales; Fabaceae. The record is from RefSeq and is a predicted model, not a curated record.